Molecule: messenger RNA, 966 nt
Organism: Cetraspora pellucida
Lineage: Eukaryota; Fungi; Glomeromycota; Glomeromycetes; Diversisporales; Gigasporaceae
Source: the annotation of a GenBank genome assembly
AUGUGUCGCUCUGUUAUAAGUAAUAAAUUUUCAGGAACGGUUACUCUUGCUUCAUUUCCAGAUGAUAUUCUUUACAUCAUCGGCAAAGAUUUGGACUUUCUUUCAAUUCUAGCACUUCGCUCAACGUGCAGGAUGAUUUACCUAUCAUUCUCCAAUGAGGUUACAUUUUCUCACGUGUCUAUUCCAUCAAUUUCACAUGAUCAAUUCGUCAAAAUAUUUUCUCAUCUUAAAUCAACCAAUAAACUCUCAUUUAUUCGUAAAUUCACAUUUAACGAUCCGCAAAUCAAAUCUGAAGACGUGAUUUCCAUAUUAGAAAAUUGUGAAAAUCUUCAGUAUUUAUAUAUUUUAGGUUGUAAAGAAGUUAAAUUAUUACCAAUAACGACUGCUAUGAAGAAUUGGUAUCAAGAAGCAGAGUUUUGUGAAAAAGAUGGUGUACUCUCAUCAAAAAAGAGAAAAUUACAAAAAUUAAAAAAAAUUGUGAUGACGAGAUGUAUUGGUGGAAAAAGGCAUUCAUUGUUGAUAAAAAAAGUUUUAGAGAAUAUACAACUUUUAAAAUAUCACCAACAACAACACGAAGAAUUUUGUAAUGUUAAACGAUAUAUGAGAAGUAUCAAUCUGUGUCAUGGAAAUCAAAAUAACGCGCACUAUGUCUUGCAACAUGUUGGUACAAAUAAUUCUUUCACAAAUCCAGUAAUUUGUAGUAAAAAAGAUGAUACAAACGAUGGAAUAUUUCAGUUUCGGUCAUGCUCUGAUCCUUCAUGCGAACCUUGUACUUUGAAAUGUGUCGGUUGUGGUACAAAAUAUAAAUAUUGGGAUGAAUUUUGGAUAAAAUGUGGUUGGUGUAAAGAAAGACAUUUUUGUGGCAAUUGUGUAAUGGAUGCCUCAAGAAAAAAUGUUUUCAAAACUUAUACAUUCCAAUUUAUGAAGAUAAAACUGUGUCAAUUAUUUGAUUUACCUUGUCUCUAA